AGCGGAAGUCGCGUAGACUUCAUUCAUCACGCCAAAACCAGCAGCGCUGCGUGCUAAAGCUAGCCUGGAGAAGUGAAGCAGUCCUCAGUAAAAUGUCUCACCCAACACCGACCGACAGACCAUCUAACCCCGAGAACCCCCGCGUCUUCUUCGAUGUUGACAUUGGAGGAGAAAGAGCCGGCAGGAUCGUCCUGGAGCUGUUUGCAGACGUGACUCCCAGGACGGCAGCAAACUUCCUGGCGCUCUGCACCGGAGAGAAAGGCAUCGGCUCAUCCACCGGGAAACCUCUGCACUUCAAAGGAUGCCCCUUCCACAGAAUCAUUAAGAAAUUCAUGAUCCAAGGAGGAGACUUUUCAAACCACAACGGCACCGGCGGGGAAAGUAUCUACGGAGACAAGUUUGAGGAUGAAAACUUCCAUUACAAGCACGACAAAGUGGGUCUACUGAGCAUGGCCAACGCGGGGCCCAACACCAACGGCUCCCAGUUCUUCAUCACUACGGUGGCCACGCCGCACCUGGAUGGAAAACACGUGGUGUUCGGACAGGUGCUGAAGGGAAUGGGAGUGGUUAAAACGCUGGAAGCUGUUGAGACCGAGGAAGAUGCUCCCGUCAAGCCUUGUGUCAUCGCUGACUGUGGGGAGCACAAGGACGGCGACAGCUGGGGCGCCCCAGCGGGCGACGGCACGGGAGACGCCCACCCAGACUUCCCCGAGGACUCGGACGUGGACUUUAAAGACGUUGACAAAGUUCUGUCAGUUGCUGAAGACGUGAAGAAUAUUGGAAACAGCCUUUUUAAGAACCAGGACUGGAAAGCUGCAGUCAACAAAUAUAGUAAAGCCCUUAGGUACCUGGAGGUGGGAGGAGAUCACCUGGACAAGGAGAGCCAGAAGCUGGAAGCCACGAUGCUCAGCUGCCACCUGAAUACGGCUGCUUGUAAACUGAAGAUGCAGCUGUGGCAGGAAGCUGUGGACAGCUGCAAUGAGGCUCUGGAGCUGAACCAGUCCAACCCCAAGGCUCUCUUCCGGCGGGCCCAGGCCUGGCAGGGGUUGAAGGAGAACGGCAAAGCCAUGGCGGAUCUGAAGAAAGCUCAGGAAGUCGCUCCCGAAGACAAAGCCAUCACCAACGAGAUGAAGAAAGUCCACCUGAAGAUCCAGGAGGAGAAGGAGAGGGAGAAGAAAAUCUACGCCAAAAUGUUUGCGUGAAUCUCGGGGUCGGGGCUCAAACCCUGCAGCUUCUCUGAACUCGGCCGCUGGAGUCCCACGAGCGCGAGCCGGGAUCACCUGGGGACGCACCUGUGCACGGCGGCGCUGUGCUGAGACCCGGCUGCAUGCAACUGGAACACGUUUGGGUUUGUCUGAUGCUCAACACUGGCCUGUUUCUGGAGUUUGAUGUUUAGGAAAGUUCAUGUUUUAUUUAUGCGUCUCACUGAGGUCAAUAAACCAAAAGAAACAUCAA
Molecule: messenger RNA, 1455 nt
Organism: Oryzias latipes (Japanese medaka)
Lineage: Eukaryota; Metazoa; Chordata; Actinopteri; Beloniformes; Adrianichthyidae
Gene: ppid
Product: peptidylprolyl isomerase D
Biological process (GO): protein peptidyl-prolyl isomerization; protein folding
Cellular component (GO): cytosol; cytoplasm
Molecular function (GO): protein binding; cyclosporin A binding; peptidyl-prolyl cis-trans isomerase activity
Source: RefSeq, a predicted model, not a curated record